Messenger RNA from Xenopus laevis (African clawed frog), 708 nucleotides. Its product is annotated as elongin-C. The transcript has 4 exons. The coding region runs from base 136 to 474 and encodes 112 amino acids. The record is from RefSeq and is a predicted model, not a curated record. NCBI's taxonomy places the organism in Eukaryota, Metazoa, Chordata, Amphibia, Anura, Pipidae.
UCAUACUCAGUCUUCUCCUGAUGCGCUAUGGGAGAGGGAGGAGUAUUGGGGCCGCGGAAGGAGCCUCUAUCUGCGGCCGAAUCAUCACUUGAUUUUUUUUUUAUUUGUGUAACGAGACGACGUUAAGCCACAACCAUGGAUGGUGAAGAGAAAACAUAUGGUGGCUGUGAGGGUCCUGAUGCCAUGUACGUAAAACUGAUUUCAUCUGAUGGCCAUGAAUUUAUUGUUAAAAGGGAACAUGCUUUGACAUCAGGAACAAUAAAGGCCAUGUUAAGUGGUCCAGGACAGUUUGCUGAAAAUGAAACCAAUGAAGUGAAUUUCCGAGAGAUUCCCUCCCAUGUUCUAUCUAAAGUCUGCAUGUAUUUUACCUACAAGGUUCGUUACACAAACAGCUCCACAGAAAUCCCAGAAUUUCCCAUUGCGCCAGAGAUCGCGCUGGAACUGCUGAUGGCGGCAAACUUCCUAGACUGUUAAAUAAAAUAAAUUAUGGAAAAUCAAUAAUGUUAAAUGGAUUCUUUUAUAUUUAAAUACCUAUUUUUUUUUUUUUCUUCUAUUUCGCAUGUUUCCAUUUUUCCAAGCAGUGUAUUGUAUAUGUAUAUUAUUAAAGUACCACACCCUUCCUUAGCAAAGCAGCCGGCAUGAAGUGACCUGCUUGUUGCUAAUAUUUUUUUCCCCUCAUGCUGUUCUUAAUAAACCAUUCUGAAAAUA